Messenger RNA from Trichobilharzia szidati, 396 nucleotides. NCBI's taxonomy places the organism in Eukaryota, Metazoa, Platyhelminthes, Trematoda, Strigeidida, Schistosomatidae. The record is from the annotation of a GenBank genome assembly.
AUGAAAAUAGAAGCAGAUGGUAAGAAGAGUUUUGUUGAAACUGAUAUGUAUCGACGUCGAUGUGCUGAUGAGCCGGAACUAUUCUUUAAACCAUGUCCAAUGAAUGAUAAGAAUAAACCACGUGGAUGUGGAAAACUCACUACUUAUGUAAAAGAACCAGUUUCGAAAGGUCGUACAAGAGAAAUAACAUUGAUGCGACGUUUCUGUGCUACAGAAGGUGCUGAACCCGAAGAAGUCAAAUGUGUUAAUCGUCAUUCAGAAGGCGGUUUCUCUGAAAUUUGUAUUUGUGGUAGUGAUAAUUGUAAUUCUGCACCCCAGUUGUCAAUGAAAUCAACUCCUUUCACUUACUUUCUUCUAUUCUCCUUUCCAUACAUAUACUACUUAAUAACUAAAUAG